AUACAGUGCUCGGCUUGGUUCGUUAAGCCUUGUACUUCAACAAUAGACACAUCUGCUCAUCGUUUUCUAUCAAAGGCAACGGUACCGCAAACUAGUGUCCCUUCGUUUGGUUUAAACUGUCACAUUCUAAGCAAACAGGCGUUAGGAGUGAGGUGGGGGUCAUCCAGGAGGGGGGCUGCAAUACUAAUGAACAAGUGCCAGUGAACUUCAGAGGCGACCAUGAAUCCAAUCAAUGACAUGUUUUGGUUGUUUGCGUGUGCCAAGGGGUUAAAAAGUAUUUGAAGGGGGCGGCGGAGGACUGGAAAUGAACCCGGAAGUUGAUUGGACCUUAAUUGCGUGAUUUAAAGUGGAUUGAAAAUGAAAGGCUGUUAUAAUGGCGACUAUUUAAAAAAAAACAAAUCUUCCAAAUGAGAGAGGACGAAUUAACUUUAAAUUAUGUGUUCAAUUACUUAUUUUCCUUUCAAAUAUCCCCGACAAUAAUUGAAACUGCGUCCAAACCAAAAUGCUACCUAUCUUCCUUAAAUAAGGCGUGUGACGUCACGCUAGGGGCGCGCCUCUGCUGGAGAGAGAGAGCGAGAGAGGGAGCUGCGUCGUGCGCAUGUGCAUGGGCUGCGGUGGUGGACCCAGACAAACACCGAGAGAGAGAGAUGGCGCGGCACCCGACCGGAGCGCAAGGACAGCUGGCUGGUGGUGGGGGGGCUUUAUACAAAGGAAGGAAAUAAUACAAGAAAUUUUAAAAGAUAUAUAUCGAUCUAUCAAUGACGAAAACGUGGAUUUAGACGCCGGAACCGAUGUAGUGUGAGUUUUCAAACGAUAAGAAAAAGAUCAAAACAACUUUGAGGACUUUCGGGGCGGGGGGGCGCAAGCUAAGCAGGUCACAUAGAUGAUUGGUCCACAGAACCGCCUGGACCAUGAAUGCCCAGCUGUCGAUGGAAAAUAUAGGCGACCUGCACGGCCAUGACUCCGUGAGCAGCCACGGGGAGCUGCUGAGCGGCCAGAGUCCGCACUCUCGUCCGAGCCCGCGGGGGCUGAGCCACCGCGCCAUGGGCAUGGCGACACUCUUGGACGGCGGAGACUAUCAUCACCACCACCCGGGACACCUCCACCCGGCCAUCAGCAUGUGUGAAGCCCCCGGCAUGAGCGCGAGCAGCACCUACACAACCCUGACCCCGCUGCAGCCUUUGCCCCCUAUCUCCACCGUGUCCGACAAGUUUCCCCCGCCCCAUCAUCACCACCACCACCACGCGCACCCGCAUCCCCAUCACCCGCAUCCGCACCAGAGAAUCCCGGGCAACGUCAGCGGCAGCUUCACGCUCAUGCGGGAGGACCGCAGCCUGGCUCCAAUGAACACUCUCUACCCCGCCUACCACCACAAGGACCCCUGCAUGGGCCAGAGUCUCUCCCCGCUGUCCGGCUCCGGUCUGGCGGGCAUCCAUACGAGCCAAGCCGGUCUGCCGCCUUAUGCCCACCCUGGCGCCGCCAUGCCGGGGGAGAAGAUGCUGACGCCCAGCGGCUUCGAGGCGCACCAUCCAGCCAUGCUUGGCCGUCACCCGGAACAGCACAUGAGCUCCACGGCGGGGAUGGUGCAGCUGAACGGCCUGCACCACCAUCCGCACGCCCACCUCGGAGCGCAGGGCCACGGCCAGGCACUGGGAGGCGGCCGGGAGCAGGCCUCGGCGCUCGGCCAGCAAGGAGCCAUCAACGGCGGUGGAGGAGGAGGCGGCGGCGGCGGCGGACAGAUGGAGGAGGUGAAUACCAAAGAGGUGGCGCAGAGAAUCACCACGGAGCUCAAGCGCUACAGCAUCCCCCAAGCCAUCUUUGCCCAGCGGGUUCUGUGCCGGUCCCAAGGGACCCUGUCCGACCUGCUGAGGAACCCCAAACCGUGGUCUAAGCUCAAGUCCGGCAGGGAGACCUUCCGCCGCAUGUGGAAGUGGCUGCAGGAGCCUGAGUUCCAGCGCAUGAGUGCGCUCAGGCUCGCAGGUGAGCGAAGCCUCGCGUGCAAGCGCAAGGAACAGGACCACGGCCGCAGCGAGCGGGGCAACCCGGCGGCCAAGAAGCCCCGCCUGGUGUUCACGGACGUGCAGCGGCGAACCCUCCACGCCAUCUUCAAGGAGAACAAGCGUCCGUCCAAAGAGCUGCAGAUAACCAUCGCGCAGCAGCUGGGCCUGGAGCUGGCGACGGUCAGCAACUUCUUCAUGAACGCGCGCCGCCGCAGCCUGGACAAGUGGGUCGACGACGGCUCCGGCCACCCGCCCGGCAUCGGCCUCAGCGCCUGCACCAAAGCCUGAAGAAGGAGCGGGAAGGCACUUUUGGCCCUUACUCAUGGACUCGACUCGGUGGAAAAGCUUUAAAACUUAAAAGAACCUUACAAAAGACCUCCCGUUUUUGCCCUUAAAUCUGUACUAUAUUAAUAUUUAUAGUAUCCAAAGAUGAGAAAAAAACAAACCAAAGACGACUUCUUUCUUGUUUGACCUGCUUUGACAUGUUUGUGUUACUGCAAAAAGACUACCACACCCCCCAUCCCUUUUUUUCCUGUACUCACUUACCCGCACCGGUCUCUAGCUUUACGACAACCCCCUUCCCGCUGUCACGAUCUGACUCCCAAAAUGGAGGUUCUAAUCAGUCUGCUCUACGGAGCUCCAGUGGGAUUUGGCCAAUCAGCGUUCAAAGAAACGUAAAUCUCACAGGAGCGACUGGAUUGUUGCUUUUUGUUUUGUUUCAUCCCGGCUCUCUUUUCUUGAAUCUGUGGACAAUUUCAGGGGCGGGCAGCCCAUCCCAUAGCGUAGACUGCUAGCCCAAAAUUCCCACCCCGGAUCGCGAUGUAGUGCUUUCCUUCCGACAUGCUGAAACAUCGUUUUUAAACAAGAGAAACCAAAGCCUCACUUGUGCACACACUACACUUCAAACGCUAGCAGUGCUAUUGACCAAAGAUGAUAGUUUGUAGUUGCAACAUUCCUAGUCAUGCAUCCUUACAUGUUCUGUGCUCUCUGUUCAGGGUUAUGGCAGAUGCUGAUUUAGGGCUAAAGUCAGCUAUGUGAACCACUACAUUAUCCAUAUUGUUAAGUCACCUGUUUGUCCAUUUUCUUUUGAGGUUUAUUAUGUACGGGGUUCUGCUGUGUGAUGUUAUGUUGCAAUAUUUCUAACCACUUAUCCGUCCAUUUUUUUACCAUAUUCAUAGUCAUGGUAGAAACAUAAGAUUGUCUAGUUUAUUUGUAUGGGGGGGGAUUCCAUGACAGUCAACUAGGUAAACUGUUACAGUAAUGCCUGUGCAACAUUUGUAAUCUUUCCAUUUUAUUUUUUAUUUUUGUUAGCAUCAUGUUAGAAGCUGUUGUUAAUCGCAGCAGUCAUAUUCAAAUCAUCUUUAUACUAUUAAUGGUGCAACAUUCUGAGUGUCCCUUCAUUCAUCCAUCCAUCCAUUUUCUGGAGAGUUUACCCUGUUUGGGGUCUUAUUGGGUAUUAUAUUGGUACCAGAGUUCACUAUGUGAACCACUACAUUGUCCAUGUUGCAAUAUUCUUAGUCUAUCCAUUUAUUUAUUUUUUUGCAUUAAUUCUGUUCAGGGUCAAGACAGGAACAGGAGCUGAUCCCAGCUCACAUUUAACCAAAGAGAAAAAUGUAUGUGAACUAGCAGUGACUUUACACCCGUAAUCAUUUUUGACUAAUUUAACAUGACAGGAGCGUCAAGCUUUUUGCCUUACAGAUGCCUUUUUAAUCAGUUGUAUCUUCGCCGCGAGCGGCGUGAAUGUUACUGUUAACGCUCGCUGCGAAGGCCAAUCAAAGCGUGUUGUCACUGUGAGCCAAAUUUAGUGUUUUGCUUUUAUUUAUCGUAUUGAUUUGUGUGUCCAUCAAAGGCGUCAGGUGGAGAAGAUCAAUGGUCCAAUCACCUUCCUUUCCCUUCCCCCAACAAUCCAAAGCCUGGAAAGCUAUGCAUUUCAGCACAAGGAGGAAAGCACUACACAGGGGGAAGAAGCGUAGCCUGUUUGAUAAAUAAGCCAGCCGGGCCCCUUGUCAUCUUGCACCUCCUCUUUUUCCUCAAGGCCAUGGUUAGCAGCUCUACAUUUAUCAGAAGGAGCAGAGGGGGGGGGGGAGGGGGAGAUAGAGACGCUUCCUCAACACCCACCAAAACAACGUGUCACCUGCUGAUGUUUUCUAGUGUGAAACCAAAGAUGCUACCUCACUCAAGUUCCAUAUGUGAUUUCUAUCACUUUGAUGAUACCAAAGAUAACCAAAGAUGUUGUUGUUGCUUUUUUUUUCAAUGCACGGCCUCUGUGAGUGGUGAUAAAAAUAUUAUUGUACAACCCCCCGCCCCCUCCCCACACACACACACACACCCUAUCCUUGCCUAAUGCGCUCCUGCUCUCGAUUCCAGCUUUACAGAUAGUCACACUCAUGUAGUCAAAAAUAUUAUCGUUAUACAACAAAAGCAUUUAUUUUUCAAAUUUUGUGACCGGGAAAAAAAAAAAAUUGCUUGCUUUUUUGUAAAGAUGAGUAGAUUAUGCUGAUGGACCUAAAGACAUAUUUCACAUAUGCAGUGGUUAACCAAAAUUUAAAGAGGAAAUUAGGUAAAAAAUUGUAUUUACGUGUUCUAUGCGCCCCCACUCGUCUAAACACGGAAUGUGUCGGAAUGAGGCCGAAGGAUCCAUGUGUAGCUUACAAACGUCACAUGACCAAAUCAAGAAAACGUGAGGCGUGAUCGAAAGGUCGUUACCUGAGCCCUUCGGCACUGUAAAAUCUGAAUAUCGUGUUUAGACUAGUGGGGGCGUAUUAUUGCAAAGAAAAUAUUGGGUUGAUUUCCCCUUUAAAUCUCCAAAUUUGGCACAGAACAUGUUAAAGCUGUCAAGAAAAUUAGUAAACGUGGUUCUUUGCUAGUAGCCAUACACAGUGGAACCUCUAAGUCAAACCAAACUCUUUAAAAUAAGUCACGUCAAAAGUUGUCUUGUCCUUUUUUUAAUCCAUUAUCGGAACCGUUUCCAUUCAUUACGUUCAUUCUUUGAGGUUGUUUGCCACAUUUUUAGAGCAAUAGUUCUUAAACCUUUUGGACCAACCACCAGCUAACAGAAUGCUUAGCUCUGAAUGUUCAUUUGAUUCCUAAAAACUCUUUAAUAUUGCUGUAAUCCCAUUGUAACAUUCGGUUUGAAUUUUGAUACUGUUCUUGAAUAUAGGUAAAUUUGAAAACUAUUUUCCCCACAGAUUUACUUGAAAUGUACUAGCCUGCACAGAAAGGUUCAAUACCAUUUAAAGAUUAAAUGUAAAUGAACUUGAAAGUUAAAUACAACUGAAUUGUACUUCGAUGUUUGUGUACCACUAGAGGGAGCCUGUGUACCACUUGGUAUACUCAUGCAACACUGGCAGAAUCAGUUUUUGUUUUGCGCUAAAUGUUACUCCAAUUCCAACUUUCAUAUUUAGAGGUUCCACUGAGCGUCCUCCUAACGUCUGCCUCCUGGUUGCUGUUUGCUUCAGCAGACCCACAUCAACCCCAUCGCAAUCCCCCUCCUUCACAUUCCCAGGACGAGUGCCUUGCUUGAACCAAAGUGUUGAACCGCUCUUGACCUCGUUUCUCUCCUUUGACUUACCUCAAGCCUGUCGAAGGGCCGCCACUCCCCAAGGAAACCCCGCCCCCUGUUUUUUCUUUUGUUUCAAAUCACACUAUGGUGCUUUUUUAUCGCCAACGCAUGCAAUGAAAACAUACCAAAGCGACUCUCCCCAAAAUCUCCCUUCCUCUAUCUCUCACCUUUUCUCUCUCUCACCCUGGCCGUGCAUGUUAUUUCCACUAUGUCUCUGAAUACCUCAUGGUGACAAU
Molecule: messenger RNA, 5798 nt
Organism: Syngnathus acus (greater pipefish)
Lineage: Eukaryota; Metazoa; Chordata; Actinopteri; Syngnathiformes; Syngnathidae
Gene: onecut1
Product: one cut homeobox 1
Exons: 2
Coding region: 912-2288 (458 amino acids)
Biological process (GO): regulation of transcription by RNA polymerase II
Cellular component (GO): nucleus
Molecular function (GO): RNA polymerase II cis-regulatory region sequence-specific DNA binding; DNA-binding transcription factor activity, RNA polymerase II-specific
Source: RefSeq, a predicted model, not a curated record